AUGGUCGGCACCGAGGACAGCGUCGCCACUGGCGAAUUUUCACCAGUAUCAGUGGUCUACCAACACUACGAAGACGACAACUUGGAAGACUUCGUCGCAGGCGCUGUGGCUAUCCUCGACUACGACCCCGAAAUAACUCGCUACGACACAAUCCAGCUCCUCCUGAUGCUCGCAAACUCCGUCGAGUGUGACGCCGACACACUCUGCUACAUCGUGGAGGCCGAGCGGCUCUACAAGACGGCUCGUGCUUCUUCUUAUCUGCAACCACAUGAGAUCGCCAGCCUCGACAACCUCGGCGAGAAGCUCGAUCAGGUCAUGACGCUCGUGUACAACCCCCCGGACCCAAAGGCGCUUGAGAUGGAGGAUAGCGAAGUGGAGGGAAGUGAUCUGUCGGAUUCGCCGUCUGCGCGGUCGUCGUCCCUCGGUGAGGAUGGUAUUGGUGAAGAAAGAAGAGAAGAAGGCGAGGAUUCGACCUGA
Molecule: messenger RNA, 477 nt
Organism: Zasmidium cellare ATCC 36951
Lineage: Eukaryota; Fungi; Ascomycota; Dothideomycetes; Mycosphaerellales; Mycosphaerellaceae
Exons: 1
Coding region: 1-477 (158 amino acids)
Source: RefSeq, a predicted model, not a curated record